CCCAAUCUGCCGCCGCCGCCGCCAAGUCCCAAUUUCAAGUUUCCCGGAUAAAUUGAUAAACCCUCAGAAUGACCUUUUCCCGGCGGCUUUCUACUAGCAGAGUCUGAGCACAAGCAAGAACAUCAUCCGGCGGCUUUCUGACGGAUGGCUUAUGGAACUUACUCUUCAGUCUUCACCGGUAACUAGUCGUCGGAACUCUGUUUGCUGAUAAAGAGAAGGAAGGUAACCAUUGAAAUCUUAAUUCCGAGAACUGUUAAUUACUUCAUUACGGUAAAAGGCUGAAUCUUUGGACUAGGUUUUGUCUGUGUAUUAGUUCGUUCCUUCAUUGAAAUAUCAUCAAUUGAGAUUCUUUAUUCUGCAGACUGCAAAUGCUGAGGUCUCUCUCUUUGAUUCAUCAACUUCCUACUGCCUUUUCUUCCGCCAGGAGAAUCUGCUUGGCUAAAAUGAGCUCAAUACCAAUGCCGAUGUGCCCUAAAUUUGUUCCAGUUGAAGGGGGUGAAGUUUGUUCUAGAAGCAAGGCUGAUGGCUUAAGGUUCAGUGUUGUCUCUUACAACAUCUUGGCUCAGGCCUAUGUGAAGAGUUCUCUGUUUCCACACUCUCCAUCUGCUUGCUUGAAGUGGAAGGCUCGUAGCCAUGCAAUCCUAACUGUUUUGAAAAGCUUAGGAGCAGAGUUUCUCUGCUUGCAGGAGCUGGAUGAAUAUGAUAGCUUUUACAAGCUAAACAUGGUGAACCACGGUUAUUCUAGUACUUACAUUCAAAGGACUGGCAUUAAGCGUGACGGUUGUGGAAUCUUCUACAAACUUGACUGUGCAGAGUUGCUCUUAGAGGAGAGGGUGGAAUACAAUGAUCUUGUAAACUCAGUUCCAGAUGGAGCCAAUUCACAUGGCGAUAUACAGAAAAGUCAACAUGCUAACAAUGGUAGUAAUGUUCCACCAUCAAAGAACAAUCGUGAAGACCAUGGAGAUCCUAACGACCCUCGUGUGAGAUUGAAACGAGACUGUGUUGGGAUAAUGGCUGCUUUCAAACUCAAGAGUCCCUUCCAUCAUGUUGUUAUAGUUGCAAAUACACAUCUUUACUGGGAUCCAGAAUGGGCUGAUGUGAAGCUCGCACAAGCAAAGUAUCUUCUCUCCCGGCUGGCAAAGUUCAAGAUACUGGUUUCUGAGAAGUUUGAUUGUGCACCUGAAGUGAUCCUUGCUGGUGACUUCAACUCAAUUCCCGGGGACAAGGUUUACCAGUACCUCGUCUCUGGCGAUGCUUUGAACUCACCUACGGUGGAAUGUCUGGAUGAGCUACCCAUUCCCUUGCGCAGUGUCUACUCGGAGACCAGGGGCGGAGAACCUCCAUUCACUAACUGCACUCCUAGCUUCACUAACACACUCGAUUACAUAUUCUUUUCACCUGGCGAUCAGAUGAAACCAGUCAGCUUCCUCGAACUUCCUGAAGCAGAUGAUGAUGCUGAUGUUGUUGGUGGACUGCCAAAUGAUUACCACCCGAGCGAUCACCUCCCUAUCGGUGCCCAGUUCGAGAUUAACGAUGAAUAAGGCUCCAAUUUGGAGAUGAAGGAAGAUAUCUGUAACAGCCUGCAAUUGAACAAAUAGAUCAUUCUCUUAUCUUUAUUUUGGAGGUAGAAAGUAUCUAUAAUUUUAUUUUUAUAAAAAUGAGACUAUAUUCUUUUUUUAUACUAUUUAGCUUAAUUUCCUUCACAAAGAGCAUAAAUUCAUGGAAAAUAAUUAGCACACAAUUAUAAACAUGUUUAAUGGAAUUUAAAAAAAUUAGUUAUAAACA
Molecule: messenger RNA, 1785 nt
Organism: Linum trigynum
Lineage: Eukaryota; Viridiplantae; Streptophyta; Magnoliopsida; Malpighiales; Linaceae
Source: the annotation of a GenBank genome assembly